Molecule: messenger RNA, 539 nt
Organism: Trichomonas vaginalis G3
Lineage: Eukaryota; Parabasalia; Trichomonadida; Trichomonadidae
Product: protein of unknown function, DUF4106 family
Exons: 1
Source: RefSeq, a predicted model, not a curated record
AUGCUGAAGGAAGAGUGUGGUUUCCCAGAUACUGUUGACUUUAGUGACAGAUAUAAAGAAGCUAUUAGAAAGUUCAAGGAUGGAAAUACUGACCCGAACCUAUUUAGCUUUAUGACUCAGCACCAAAUGGGAUAUAAUUUCAAACCUGGAAAAUACAAGCUCGCUAAGAGAUAUGAUUUAAUAGCAUAUCAUCCAAAUGACAUGAACGAAUUUACUCCGAGAUAUUUGAUGUCAGAGCUAAAUGACAAUUCAACUUUCGUCAUGAAACGCGUAAAAAAUAGAGACGGAACGAAAGAACAAAGGCUUAUGAAUGCGGAUGACGUAGAUAGGGAAAUUGUUGAAAACGGUCUCGGAAUAUAUGAAAUGCCAGCAGAUGAGGUACAAGAAACUCAACAGGAAGAAGUUCAGAUACAACCAGACAUGGAAGAAAUAGUUCAGCAACAACAGCUAGAAGAGCCUGAAGGAAACGAACAAGUCCCUCCUUUGGAAACUAACCUCACAGAACUAGAUGAAGAUUUGGAACAGCCGAAAAAUCUUGA